Messenger RNA from Styela clava, 5843 nucleotides. Its product is annotated as tyrosine-protein kinase HTK16-like. The record is from RefSeq and is a predicted model, not a curated record. Gene Ontology annotation, biological process: protein phosphorylation. NCBI's taxonomy places the organism in Eukaryota, Metazoa, Chordata, Ascidiacea, Stolidobranchia, Styelidae. Gene Ontology annotation, molecular function: ATP binding; protein binding; protein tyrosine kinase activity.
GCAAUCUGUAUUUCACUUGUUUACAGAAAAUCACUUUCCAAAACAAAAUGAUGCUGAUAAAUUUUAAUUAAUCACAAACUUCCAUGCCUUCAAAAAUGCCUCGACCGCUUGGAGGUAAAACUAUUAUACAAAGGAUUCAAGCUGGUGAGACAAUCGCAGACAUAAUUCAACUGUACAAUGAUCACAACACAAAAUCUGCAAAGCAAGAUGCUGAGAACAAGUGGUUUCAUGGCAAGCUUACCAGAGGAAAUGCAAUUCACAUCCUGAAAAAAGGAGGCAUGAAACAGGGCCAAUUUAUUGUUCGUGAGAGUGUUAAUGUUCCUGGGAGUUACGUUUUAUCACUGAUACACAAAGACGAAAGUCAGCAUUUUCAAAUCAAUACUUCACCACAUUCCGGAUGCUUCAGUAUUGAUAAUGGUCCUCCUUUUGUCGGUCUCGAUCAACUAAUAAGAUUUUACAAGAAUGGAUCAAACGGGUUGCCAACAUCUCUUGGUACACAUUGUUCUGGAUCAUCGCUACCACCUCAUCUGAGGAAAUGUGGCGACAAUACAAUUCUUCACCAAUUAGUAGAUGAAGCAGUUGAUGCAGCUACCUUCCGUAAAUUUCUUGAAAGUAGACUGUGUCCACAUAAAGAUAUAAGAAACAAAAGUGGUCGUACUGCAUUACACGAAGCAGCUGCCAGAGGACUGAAUGAUCUUAUAUUAGAACUUUAUAAACACGGAGCUGACAUGAAAACCAGAGAUUCUGAUGGUGGAUCUGCACUGCAUCUUGCUUGCAGCGCCAAUAAACCAGAAACUUGUAAAAUCCUUACAAAACAUUGCCAUGCCAAACCCCAGGACAGAUGCUGUGGUUCAGGAAGAGUCCCACUUCAUGAAGCUGCUUAUCAUGGCCAUGUUAAAUGUUGUGAAAUGUUACUGCAACAAGGAGCUGCAUGUCAUCCUAGAUGUGUUAACAAAGAAACACCACUAGAUCUUGCCAGGAAACGACAGAAGAUGGAUUGUGUAGCUUUAUUGGAAAAUCAUCGACCUCCGUCACCAAGAUUUGGAUCCCAUCUUUACUUGCACUCUGAUGGUAUGGACAGAAAUAAAGCAGUAGAGGAACUGCAGAGAAGUGGAUUAUCUGAUGGUUCUUUCCUUGUACGACUGUCAAAAAGAGUUCAGGGACAAUAUGUUUUAACUAUGUCAUUCAAUCGCUCAGUUUUCAACUAUGAAAUUAAAGCCAUGAGUAAUGGAGGUUCAAAGUGGUAUUACAUUGACGACGGACCUUUGUUUUCAUCGAUCGAAUAUCUUAUUGAUUAUUAUUGUCGAUGUUCCGAUGGUCUUCCCGAUGAACUCAGAAAUCCAAUCAGGCCUGGCGGUAUAUCGGCCAAUCAGAACAAACCGAGACCGCAAAUUGAUAGGAGACCACCUAUCCCAGCGCCAAUACCACAAACACCACCCAUUCCAGCACAUGGUAAUAAUCACCAGGUUCCAUUUCCUGGUACAAACUCAAAUAGGGAAAAGGGCAAAGUUAUUAAACGUGAGAUGUUGAAAUUGGGAAGAGAACUUGGAAUGGGAGAAUUUGGUUCUGUUUUGAUGGGAGAAUGGACUGAUCCGAGUGGAAGAAAUAUACCAGUUGCGCUGAAAACAUUGCAUGGGGAACAUAUCAAUACAGGAGAGGAAGAAUUCAAGAGAGAAGCUUCUAUUAUGAUGGGACUCGAUCAUCCUUGCAUUGUCAAAUUAUAUGGAAUAUGUAGAGGGGAAUCACUCAUGAUGGUUCAAGAAUUAGUAACAAUGGGUUCUGCUCUUGACUUUAUUCUCGAUUACCCUGUUGCUGUUGGACUUGGUGAAUUCAAAUUGUGGGCGGCACAAAUUGCAAGUGGAAUGAAUUACCUUGAAGAGAAAGGAUUUGUGCAUCGUGAUCUUGCUUUAAGAAAUAUUCUACUCUCUUCAAUUCAACUUAUCAAAAUAUCUGAUUUUGGUCUGAGUAGAGCAGUUGGUGCAGGAAACAAUUAUUAUAAAGCAUCUGCAGGUGGUAGAUGGCCUGUUAAAUGGUAUGCACCAGAAUCUAUUAAUUACGGUACUUUUUCAUCAGCAUCUGAUGUUUGGAGUUACGCAGUUACCAUCUGGGAAAUGUUUUCCAAAGGAGAUCAACCCUAUGGCAAUAUGACUGGGGCACAGGUUAUUCAAUACAUAGAAGAUUGCAAGCAGCGUCUUUCUAAGCCUGAUGGAUGUCCUGAGAAAGUUUAUCAAAUAAUGUUGAAAUGCUGGCAAUAUGAUAAAGAAGAUCGACCAACGUUUAGAUGGCUUCAUCACAAAUUCCAGUCUGACCCAGAGUAUUUUAAUAUGAGAGUACCAGGACACAACCACAAGAGAGAUGAGGGUUAAUUUUUCCAAUAAGGGUUAAUUUCUCUCUGAAACAAAGAUAUAUUUCUGAACAUUGAAAUGAGAGUUCAGCAUUGUUGUCUCAGAUGAACAGUGUACUAGAACAUAAAUAUAAAUUCUUGGAAUUAUGUUUUGUUAGCCUUUUGAUGUCAAAUUUUAAAUACCAAUUUUUCUUCCUUGAAUUAUAAGAUUAUUAAGCAAAAUAAGUUUUCUAUUAAAGUUAUAUCUUGAUUAUUUGGAUAUUGAUACCAACAAUAUAACUGCAGUUUCAUAGCCAAGGAUUCAGGGUUUCAUAAUUGAUAUUUGCUUUCUCAGGUAUAAUGCCAUUUGCUUUAUUUGUUCCAAAUGUAAUAGGCUAACCCAUUGCUGUUGUAUUGACCAUGUCUCUUUCUCUUUAUUUACUUGAAGUCAUUAUUCUAUUAUUUAAAACAUAAAUGGAUAUCAAUAUUAAGAAUAUUUUCGUUGCAUUGUGAUUCUUUUUAAUGCAUCGCCUUUCUGCCUGAUCCUUCUGUUCUUUUAUUAUUUUACAUUGUGUUAUUACUUUUUUUUGCCAUUUAUGAUAUCACUCAAAUGACUGGAUUGCACCCAUAUUUUGGGUGGAAGGUAAAUUUUUUUUUUUUUUUCAUGUUUGAAUUUCUGGAUUUCUUUCAAAAUUUACUCAUCUUUGAAUAUUCAAUAUUUGGGGAAUGGGGCUCAAUUUUAUGACCACUGACAAAUAUUUCAAUUUUGACUUCUCAGUUUGGUAAAAAUCCAAUAUUUAAGAUCCACUCGUUAUAUAUUUCUGUGUUACAUUAAUACUGCUCUUAUCAGAGACAAAUAAUGAUACAUACCGUACAUAACUGCAACCUGUGUCACUUCAGGGUCAUUACGACAUCGAUGACUUGCAAACUCGAAAGCCUUAGUGACUGGGUUUUAAGUGCCUUUUCAAAGUGGCUUCAAAAAUAAGGGGAAAAUAAAAGGAAUUGAUACACUAUUAUCAAAUACAUUUUAUAGUUUAUUUAUUUGACUUAUGGAUUUAAAACAUUUGGUCCAAAGAAAAAUUUGAAAUUUGAAAAACUUUGAUGAUAGACUAUAAUAACCUGCCAUGGUCAAUGAUACAUAUUCCUUGCUUAGUUGUCAACGCAUCCGCUGAGCAACAUUAUUUCGCAUCUUGUAUUUUAUGUAUAUGCAAUCAAUUUGUUAUUUGGCCUUAUAAACCAAGUAUUUUUUAUAUUUCACUCGAGGCGAUCGAUCGCUUCUUGUGUUUUUAUAAUCGGGGAUUUCUCAGUUUUUAUUUUACUUAGUAUUAAUAUGAUAUUUACAUUUAUUGGUCAUCAAAUCUUAUUCAUUUAUGCAUAAACAAUCAUGGGUUUGUGUGCAUCAUAUUCAUAUUCAACAUUAUCUAUUCAUAGGCAUAUAUGCAUCUUAAAUGGCAUGUACUGGCCCUAUUUGUGUCAUAUUUUUGACAAUCUAUAGCCUGCUAUUGCUUAACAUACUGAGUUAUUCUGCUUUUAUACUACAUUCACAUAUGUUAGUUGGCAUUGUACCUGAUGAUUUUUGGAGGACUGGUUAGACAUCUUGGGUGUAAAACCCAAUGCCUAACGUCCAGUGGUGUGUCGAACUUUUCUGAUGCCCGGGGCGAGUUUCUGAUAAUUCUGCCCCUCAUACCUAACUUCAAAAUUAAUUUGGGGGAUGAACGAAUUAUAGUUGAUGUGAUACAUGAGAAUAAAUAAAUUGAAGGUCAAGUAAGAGUAAAAUGUUUGUAAUAUUAUUAUAUAAAUCAUCAAACUAAGCAACAAAUUUACCCCUGUAACGUGCUGCCCCUUUGGCCCCCUUCAGACACACCACUGCUAACAUCUGGGUGUAAUAAAUUGGGUAGGUAUCUCAUUAUCGAUGGAAGCUUAUCGCCGUAUCGGUGUACUUGUUUGGACCAAGUUUGAAGACUGUAUAGAUAUUUAUCCAUAUCUGUUCAUUGAGAAGAUCUGAUAGUUGGUACUCAGUUAUCAGCUGUCGUAGUUUAUAUUAGGUUAUAUUUGUAUUGCUGCUAUCCAUCCACUGUCACCAUUUUGCAGCAUAUAUUUUUAUUCAGAAUUGGAAUGCAUGUACUCGGUGAGCAAUUUGAAUGUUGAAAUGGAAGACAUCGUUUUUGUAUAUAUAUCGUAUGUUAAUUUUUGCCCUUAGCCAUUGUGUACUAUUCACUAUAAUUAUAUCAGUCUUCAUUUUUGAGAAGAACAUUCUCAUUACGUUUUUUUGAAAAUUUUGUGGUCAUUUCGUCGAUAUAAAUUUCAUUAUUUUAUGGUGUGGCAGUGUUGAUGUUUCAUUGACCUAUGCACUGAUAGUCAUCUUCUGGGAAAGCCUCGAGUGUGACAGAAGAAAGUUGAAAAAUAUAAUAAUGCAAAUUUGUACAUUGGUCAUUUUUGUUCAGCAUUCACACAUUAGUAAGGAAUUAUGAAUUUUCGUAUACCAAGUUGUAAUCAGCUUUGUGAUCAUCCCUUUUGCUUCUAUUAUUUCUCUUAUAUUAUAAUAAUCAUGACAUUUUAGCUUAGUUUCAUUUUCAAGUUGCUUUUUUGCAUCGUUAAUAUUACUUAUUAUCGCCAUUGUGCUGGUUGUAUCUUGAUCCCUUCUUUUCAUUUAUUUUUUUCCAAUUAUAUGUAGAAGUAUUAAGUAAACUUAUUGCUAUGUAAUUUGCCCAGUAUACAUUCUUAAUUUGGGUAUAACUUAAUAUGAUGAUAAACUUUAGUCCGCAGACAUGGCUAAAGAUUUUUUGUUUGGAAUGAACUUGUAACAACCAAUUCAACUUUACCAACUUUUUUCGUUAUCUACAAAUGAAGAUCUAUGAUCGGGCCUUCAAGUGAACAUACUACUUUCAAUAGUGAUUUCUAUUUUUUUUUUUAUUACCGGUAAUUAAUUUCAGAAUGUAAAAAAAGUUAAAUUCCUAAAUUUUAAAGAAGACAGUCAUUGUCAUUUACUAUUUUGAAAUGUAGCCUUCCUUCCAGUAAGUAUGACCCUGAAACAAAAUCAAGUAAUAUUCUUUUUCCAAUUGCUCGUUACAACCCGAUCUGCCACUCUUACACGGGUAUCGGUGUUGAAUUAAAUCCUCUAAACGUUCCAGAUUAAACCUUUUCGUUUGUUAUUAUUUCACAUCAAUAUCUUACGCCUGAAAUUUUCAAGCAACUGAGUUGCCUAAAUAAUCUAUGAUAAUAUUCUGAAAUAUCGUAACUGUACGAAAACAGCCUAAAAAAUAUUGAAUAAAAUAAAUAUGUACCCAUCUCAGACUGGUUGAGGCCAUUGACUUUAAGAAUUGUCUCAAUUUGAUUUGACAGUCUUGUCAAUGGUAUGGAUACAUUAAAAAAAUGUUAAUGCUGUAUAUUGUAAAUGUUUGUAAUGCUUGCAUUAUUAUCUAUGCCUUAUUAUGACUGCUGUUUAUAUUGGGUAAUAUUGACUGCUAUUUUCUGCAAACCAGAAAUAUAUUAUAUUAUUUACCUUCUUACUAGCGGAAAA